Molecule: messenger RNA, 924 nt
Organism: Scheffersomyces coipomensis
Lineage: Eukaryota; Fungi; Ascomycota; Pichiomycetes; Serinales; Debaryomycetaceae
Product: lipoyl(octanoyl) transferase
Exons: 1
Coding region: 1-924 (307 amino acids)
Biological process (GO): protein lipoylation
Cellular component (GO): mitochondrion
Molecular function (GO): lipoyl(octanoyl) transferase activity
Source: RefSeq, a predicted model, not a curated record
AUGAAACUGCACUAUAGGAGACCAUUUCAUAUACUAAGGAGGUUUAAUAGUGCCUCGGCAAGUGCUGCUUCUUGUACUACAAAGUUUGUGCCGUUAAUUGACAAUUACAAACGGUUAAGACAUAUCCAUUUCGAUGGUAUAACUCCAUUUGAGAGAGGUCAAGCUAUUCAAAAUAUGAUGGUGAAUGCCAAUGUUGAUUUCAAGAAGAUCGAAAGUAAGAUAAAGAAACAACAACACGAGGCAGCAUCCCAGGGUAUGGUGUUAAAUGACUAUGAGGAUGAACUUUUGAAGAAGAUACUACUGAUGAAACCAGUACCUACUUUGUUAACUUUUGAAUUUGAAAAUGUUUACACUGGAGGUAAGAAAUUAAAACAAGAUCCAACAUUACCUGAAAAGAUCAAACAAUUUGAUGCAGUUGGUUGUAAAUAUUAUCAAUUGGAAAGAGGUGGCCAAAUUACCUGGCAUGGAAAAGGACAAUUAGUGGCAUAUCUUAUCUUGGAUUUAAAGCUGUUCAAAAACUUAACUGUAAGAUGCUUCGUUGAUUCAGUGUUAUUGAAGUCAGUGCAGAACUUAUUGACGAAGAAUUAUAGUUUAAAGAGCUAUACAAAUGAAAACCCAGGUGUUUGGAUAGAGAAGAACAAUUUAAAAAUCGCUAGUGUUGGUUGUAAUAUUCAAAGGGCAAUUACGUCGUAUGGGAUUGGGUUGAAUGUUUCGCCAGAUUUAAAUUUCUUGAAUACAUUUGAAAUGUGUGGAUUACCAAAUACUACAGCUACUUCAAUAAGUACAUUAAAACCAGAUUUAGACACUCCAUCAAUCAAAGAGGUUGGCGAUCAGUACGCCAAAGAAGUUGCAAAGUUGUUGAACAUCAACUUAGUCGAACAUUUAAGCGGGAACGACCUUAAACUUGAAAAUGAUGAGCAAUAG